AUGUUCUUGCUUGGUUUAAAUCGUACUUGUCAUCUCGUAGUCAGUUUGUCAAUAUCAAUGGCACUUAUUCUUCCACCCACAAUCUCAAAUAUGGAGUUCCACAAGGUUCUGUCCUCGGCCCCAUUCUCUAUUUGCUUUAUACUGCCCCUGUGGCUGAUAUCAUUAGGAGGUAUGAUCUUGAUUAUAUAUAUGCUGAUGAUACUCAGCUAUAUGUGUCUUUUGAGGCGGAUAGUGACGUCGACUUGGUGAAGUGUCCUUCACUCCGCGAUUCAAUCAAAGUUGGAAAUGACUUGAUUCCUUUUUCGGGUUCGGCUACCAAUCUUGGUGUGAUUAUGGAUGAGACACUCUCCUAUGAUAAUCAUGUUAAGAAAGUUUGCAAGUCCUCAUUCUUUCAUUUGAGGAAUAUUUCUAGAAUUCGCAAAUAUUUGACAAAAAAAUCAGUGGAGGUCAUAAUCCAUUCCUUCCCCCCCCCCCCCCCAGCCCCAAUAAUUUCUAAAAAGUGUGUAACAAAGCUAUAACAAUGUUUCAAGCACGAAAGCCUUGGUACUGUAUGUUACAAUUUAAACCAUAUUUUUGUUACAAGAAUUGGUCAAAUAUUGUCAAUCCAAUCCCCUCUUGUGAAGUGUCAACCACUGACGUUCAUUUUAAAUAUUCCAUACUAUAACUCAUAAAACCUUGAGGUUACACUUCGUUGCAUUGAUUUCAUGUUGGUCUUUUCAUGUUAUUGCCAGUAUGAUGAAGAUGAGUACCCCGAAUAUUAUCGCAAGUCUUCAGACUAUAUCAAAGGAAGCAACACUGAUGUUCCUCAACCUUUCAGAAUAGGUAAGACUUGCAACUGUACUUUAUUAUGUGCAAGGCGGUCCAGCUGCAAAAUGCAGCAUUUUAAUUGAUUUCAGUACAGAUAAGAUUGACUGCUCGCGAAGAAAAAUUUAAACAAUUCUUUUCUUUGUCAAAAAUGCUGUAAAUAUAAUGUACAAUGGUAAGUUUUUUAUGCAGCAUAACUUACUAUUCUACUCUAGUUUCUUGUAAAUGUUGUUUACAUGUUUUAAAAUACUUUUGGAACACUGUCUUGAAAUGCUGUAAUGUCAUACUUAUUUGCCGCCAUUGAACGGCUUUUUCGGCAAACUGAAAUGAAACUGCACUUAAAAAUCUGCUGUUAAUGUUUUAUCUUAGACUUAGUCAAAAAAUAUUUAGAAUCCGGCAGAUAACAUUUUGUAGAACUUCAUUUUCACAGCAACAAACAAAUUUAAACAAUCAAAUUACACUUUUAUUCCCCGAAAAAUGCUUAACUUAUUGACAAGACUUGUUCGGUCGGAACAGUAGGAUUUUUGUCUCGUUCUAUUUUGAUUCGUUUAUAUAUGGACCUUUUCUAUACAGCGUGGUUGACUAAUAUCCUCCAGUUUGGUGCGCUCGCUCAUACAGUCAAUGACGCGCAUACUGUCAAUUAGAUUAUUUACACACAGAUUUUUUACCAUUUUUCGUUUUGCAGACAAAACAUAAACAAUGGAAAACGUCCUUUAGUAGUUGAAAUAAUUCAACAAUUGUUAGAUUAAAAUCAGUGUCGUUUAUAGCACUAUUGCAUCUAUUACCUCGUUUCCAUGGUCGCGUGCUAUAGCCUGCAUGGCAGGUGUUGCUUGGGUGGCAGGCGCACAUGAAAAGGAGGCCAUUAUGACAAUAAUGCAGUAAGCCAAUUCAUAGUGGCUACUGCGCAUCCAAAUGACGCAUUGUGCGUCGGUGGUAUCAAUUGCAGUUGAACAAUAAUAAGAUGUAGCUGAGACUAUAUAGCACAGUUAGAAAAUACAUAUGAAUAAUGUGUUCAGCUUUUCAAUCAUUUGAAUAUGCUCAAAACCAAUUAGUUUCCGCACGAGUUGACUCACUUUAAAUAUAAUCCCUAAGUGAAGCUUCCUUUAUUUUGCUUGACAUAGAAGACAAAAUAUGCUAGUACAAAAAUUAUUUAAAACCACUAAUAUAUAUUGUUCCAAAAAGUGAAACACAAAUGACCGAUUGAACAGCAUACCUCUUUGACAUGCACUGCAUGUGACUGACAGACAGUAUGUUCCAUUAUAAGGCGAAAUACUAUCUAUCACGUGUAAAGCAAGCUACAGUCUGAAAGACGAAACUGCCGACAUCAAACUCAAAGUUCGCAAGCUUUACAGGUUGGUUUACUCUUAAAUGAUCUAUUUGUUUACUUGUAGAUUGUUACUUACUUGAUAGACUUUUGCUACAACCUUUUGAAAUGCUCGCCUGUCUUUGAAUUAGUCAUUUGAAAUGCUCCCUAUCUUUGAAAUGAAGUAUUUCUGCCUUACUUGUAUCAAAUUGACUAUAGUUUAGUUAAACAAAAUUACACCUACAUUCAAAUGAAAUGGAGAAAGUUUAUAUAGGUGAGGUGGGGGAGAGGGGGGGGGGAUCGAAACAGUAUAUUUUCCUUAAUAUUCAAUAAUUCCAACCUUCACUAUUCCUGAAAUAUUAAUUUUUCAUUCAAAUACACAUACUCUUUCCGGAAUUAUUCAUAUUCCUCCCUUAAAUAUUUAUAUUCAAAGUUGUUUAAAAACCCAUUAUUCAUCCGCUCACUUUAGAACGAAGAUAUGUUGAUCUAUAUAAUUAUUUAACAGACAAAGUCAAGAUGUUUUCAAUUGGAAACAAUUAUGGUUUCCUCAAUUGUUGCAGUAGUUUACGUUAAAACGUCCGUUGAAAUCGAUAAAUUACAUGAUAAAAUAUUGCACCUACACUCUUUGAAUACUGUAUUAUCCUUAUAAUUAUUAACUGAUAUCGUCUCAUUUUGUCUAGACCUGAGAACACUCAUAAAGGCGCGAAGUGUGGCUACCAAACAGAUUAUAAUCUUCUUUACUGCAGCAUUGAAGGUCAGUUUCUUGUACCAGUUUUACAACAAUUUUGUAGCUUUGUACUUAUAUUAAUCGAAAAAUUAUUUUCUAUUGUUUAGAGACCGCCGUAGUUGGCAUUAAUAUGUUGAUUGGGAAAUGUUUUAUAUCGUGUGAGGCUGAUUUGGAUCUCAGUGUACGUGAAUAUACCGCACAGGGACCUGACAGAUUUUAUUUCAGAGAGGUAUAUUAUAAACAAUAUUUUCUUUGUUUGUCUUACUUUUAACAAUGAAAGAACAUCGCAAAUGUGUUUCAGCAACAUUCCCUGUUGCCUGCCUAGUGUUUUUCUUCUUUGUUCGAUACUGUAUUUUUUCGUAAACUGAUAAAAAGGUUCUCUCGGAACUUUUCCCAUUUUGGGCAUUUAUACACUGUACGUAUCGCCGGUCGGAGCGGGCAACAAUUUUUCACGUGUUGCCGGCGCGAUUCAUUGCAUUUAUCUAAAUCGACGUGACCACCAGUUAGCCAAUCAUGUUUAGGUUAAGCACUAGCUAUGCCAAGAAUACUCUUUAUUUUACAAAAAAAAUUAUUGCUCUCUUUCAUUUUAAGUUUACGCAAGUUUUCUUCCAAAUGAUAUAUCAACUUGAUUCACUUUAUAAUCUUUUUCAGGCUUACAAUGCAAAAACUCAGGAAGUUGAAGAUGUGCCAAGCGAAUGGAGGAAGUUAACUUACAAGGGAAAGGUGAGUUUAGUUUGUUUAAGGCUUGUCCAAAGAGGAUAAGAUUCCAUGAGAGAUGACAGUCCAUGCGACCUUAGUUACUGUUCUUAAUGCUUUCCCAACACUAUUAUGUAUCUAUUUAAGUUAAAACAUGGUCUGAUCAGUGAUCAAACCUUUAUUUUCUUUAAUCUUGGAAUUUUUCCCACAGUAAUGCGCGACUACCAGUUCUCGUCAACUCUCAUCCUCGUUUGACAGGGGCUUUAGGUGAAUAUCGACAUUUUGUUGGCAUCUCACUCGAUUCAAUAAUAGCUGAAGUGCUAAUACUAGCUGACAUUUUAUUAGGCCUAAUCACGAACAGCUGCGAAAAAUGCAACUCUAGGUCCCUGCGAUUCCAGUGUAGGACUCCAACCAACUGAGGUACAUGCAGAGGCCAGUUGUCGAGCUCUAACAACAAGAUCAUGCAUAUUUAUAUAUAGCGUACUGCCAUGUUACGUUAUGGUAAAUAUCAAGAUUUUGUUGGCAUCUUAACUCGACUCAAUAAUAUUUGAUGGGUGUUGUAGAUGGAAAUUAUCGGGUGGAAAUUUAUGUACAGUACCUUUAUUAGACCUAGUAUCGUGAAUGUCCGGUGAUAAGAUUACAAGGUUCUCCAGUUUAGUUUUAGUUUACAACUAGAUCAGUGGCAAGACUAUCCAGCUUACGUAGCUCAUUUUCAUUGUACGUCAUCGGACUUUGGCUGGAAAACAAAGACUUGGGCUCGUAGGUAGACCAAUUUGGACUCAAAACAACGAAUUUUUCGUUCAUAAUAUGAAACUAACUAGAAAAUACAUGCAUGCAGAAACCCUCGCCUUGCUGACAAAACCGUUGUAUUUUCCGAACAUGAAGUAUCUAAAGCGAAAGGUGUUGUACCUGUCCUUAGUGCGCAGCAAGUUAGGAUAUGCCAGCCAGGUGUGGGCACCUCAAACUGUCAGCGACAUACUGUCAAUAGAACGGGUUCAACGUCGCGCGACCAAAUUCAUCCUUUCCCUUCCUUACAGAACAGCCACAACAUACAGGGAACGACUACUGGUUAUCGGUAUUCUCCCGGUCUGCUAUUGGCACGAAUUUCUAGACUUAGUUUUUAGUGCAGAGUUUCUUUGAAACUGUGCACUAUUGUGAUGACUGGGAAAAUUCACAUCAGUCAGUCAGUCAAUCAGUCAUAGAGUUAACUUUCCGGGGGGUGUAUUAUAUGUAUACGAUUUAUGUUUGUAGUGAUUUAUUGUGCUUUGAAGGUUAUUUAGGCAAUUUCAGUUGUUUUAUUUACAUAUUUUUUGUUCUUUUGCCAAGUUCACAAAAAUUUCGAGGAAUCGUUGUCGUUAUUGUAAAUUUUUGUAAAUUUUAUAACAUUCGCUUCUCACGUUGUGUGAAGGAUCUUUCCCCCGGAAAACCCAUUUUUUUCUUUAGCAACACAAAUGCGCAUGCGCUAUCAAGCCGUAUAUAACGAUGGCGUGAUGAUGCUAGGAAGGAGCGCUGGAGCGACACAGUGUUGUUUUCAAAUUAUAAACAUUUUAGAUGUGAAUAUUGAGUAAAUCUUUGAGAAUCUACGCAAUAUAUAAAUCGAUGUUAUGCAUUACGGACAUUCAAUUAAAGAUCGAUAUUAUUUUGAGGGUAUAUUCAUUGUGCAGAGCUAGGAAGCAGCGAGACAGUGUUGUUUUCAAAUGUAUAUAUAAACAUUUCAGACGUAUAUUAUAUUGCGAAAAUCUUUGAGAUACAACGCAACGCAAUAUAUAAAUUGAUGUUAUACAUUACGGGCAUUCAAGUGUCGAUAUUAGUUUGACGGUAUAUAUUCAUUGUACAGAGAUGGGAAGCAGCGAGACAGUGUUGUUUUCAAAUGUAUAAUUAUAAACAUUUCAGACGUGUCAGUAUUAUAUUGAGAAAAUCUUUGAGAUACUACGCAAUAUAUAAAUUGAUGUUAUGUACUUAUGCAUUACGAUUUACGGGCAUUCAAGUGCCGAUAUUAUUUGGAGGGUAUAUUUAUUGUACAGAGCUAGGAAGCAGCGAGACAGUGUUGUUUUCAAAUGUAUAAACAUUUCAGACGUCUAAAUUAUAUUGAGAAAAUCUUUGAGAUACUACGCAAUAUAUAAAAUCGAUGUUUUGCAUUACGGGCAUUCAAUUAAGUACCGAUAUUACUUAGUUUGACGGUAUAUUCAUUGUACAGAGCUAGGCGAAGCAGCGAGACAAGUGUUGUUUCGAAAUGUAUAAACAUUUCAGACGUGUAUUAUAUUGAGAUUUUCUUUGAGAUACUACGCAAUAUGUAAAUUGAUGUUAUGCACGUAAUGCAUUCAAGUGCCGAUAUUAGUUUGACGGUAUAUUCAUUGUACAGAGCUAGGAAGCAGCGAGACAGUGUUGCUUUCAAAUGUAUAAACAUUUCAAACAUAAAUAUUGAGAAAAUCUUGGUUUACGUGUCUAGCACAACGUCAACGGUGCAAACUCGUGUUCAGACUUCAGUGCAACGAGAACUCUACCAGAUCUUACGAGAAUCUAUCUGUAUCAAAGCUUGUCAAAACUGCUAUAAACACUGCUAUAACUGUGAAACCAUUGAAAUAUUGAUUACAUGCGAAAAGCUGAAAAUGAAUCAUGAACACAACGUGACCUUCAAAUAACUCAAAGGUCAGUGAGCUUGUUAUUGUGACACGUCACAACUAGGUUAGAAUGCGGAAGCGGAUGCGAAACGGAGCGGAUCCACGGAACGGAUAUGGAGAUAAAAUGCGGAACGGAACGGACUUGGAUAAAUCCUCUUUUUUUACGUUUCCGUGUUUUAGAUUUAUGUUUUUUUUGUCAUGGAACACAACGUCGUAGUGCUUAUUAAUUAUUCAUAACAUAUCUUGUAAAGCUAUUUCAAUUAAAGUUGUGACUGGGACAAUAGUCAAAUGUACAAUAUGGGCGCUAAAACGAUGAUGGCAUUGGCAAUAAUCAUAGAUUUAAGUACUAUUUAAAAACGCGUAGGAGUGUUUUAUCACAUAUAAAACACGACGCGUAGCGGAGUGUUUUAUAUGUGAUAAAACACGACUACAAGUGCUUUAAAUAGCUUCAAAAACGACUCAUCUUAUACGAGUUCAUUGGCGAAGUAAUUUUUAAAAUAAACUUUGUCUAAACCGAGAAAAUCAAAGCUAAAGUUUAUGUAAAUUAACGUGAUUUUUUAUCACAUAUAAAACCACGACACGCUUAUGAUUUUUCUUUGUGUUUUGCUCCUGAAUUAUUAAUGAGUUUUUGAAAUAAGUUUAGCAUAUCAGUAGCCUUGUGGGGAUACUUGGCGACAGCUCCAAUAAAUUGUGUCAGUUCCACGAAGCACGACGUUUCUGAUGUGUUAGGCUUGUUUUAAACGUCGGGUUACUCGUGUGCCGAACGCAUUAAAAACAAUAGAUAAUGAGAUGAAAUGCCUAUGAUAAUUGUUUAUUUCGUAGUGUAACCCAUCAGCUUUUCUAGGUUGUCGGCGAUCCUAUAUAAUCCUUGCAGUGUCUUUCAAUUUCAAACUUUACAACAUAACAGAAAUUAUGCCUUGUCACUAUAAUAUUAUAUGGGGAAAUAAAUAAUAUUACAUACCUCUCGUUAUUCUUCAACCGUAAAGUAUUAUAUUUAAACCAGAUCUUAGCAUUUUUACUGUUGUAACAGUUCCCCGCGCUAUUACGACAUGUGAUUAAGGCUAUAAACCACGCUUGAAAAGCUAUUCAAUUAAUAAGCAUGCCUUAUAGCGUUUGUCUUUGAAACUCUGCACUAUCCUUGGAUCCCUAGUUCUUUACAAGAGUAUUCUAAGCAACGAUGUCAAUGUGUCAAUACGAACAACCACCCGGACGACUAGAAACGCUGACCCUGUCAAUGGUAUUCUUCUUAAUGUAUCUCGAUGCAGGACAGUUAGCUACAAGAACAAUUUCUAUGUGAGAGCGCCUAGCGUAUGGAACAUUCUCCCUAGCAAUAUUCGUGACACUUCAAGAUCAUUAGCUUACUUUAAAAUCUCUUUAUUCAAUUACUACUUAAACCUUUUAGAACAAAUAUACAACCCGGACAAUCCUAGAACAUUUAAGUCCGUGUGCGUCAAAUGCCACUCAACUCGGUCUCUUGAUAGUUUAUUAGUGAGGACAUGUUGUUGACAUUUUAGCAUAAUUUGUUUUAAUGUUAUAUAUUGUAACUUAUUGUGAGGGGCCCCAUAAUUGGAGAUUAUCUCUGUGGCUAGUCCCUGCCCGAAUUGUAUGUAAAUUUUGUAAAGUAUUAGUCUUAUUUAUGUCUGUUAUGUUUGGCGAAUCUUGUAAAAUAAAAUAAAAUAAAUAAAUCUAAAGUAGUUGUUAUGGUAACACGAUAAUUUUUUAAGAAUAUUCUUACAAAUGAAAAUCGCCUAAAAAUAUCACUUUUAAUUACAAAAUUAUCAAUUUCUCAACAUAUAUAUGUUAGGUAUGUAAUUAUACGUAAUACAAGCUUCAAUUUAAGGUAAAAUUCAACAACAAACAAUUCACAAAACGUUUUAAAGUGUUCUUUAUAAAACUAAACUGCCUUUAACUAUUAAAUGGCUUUAUCGAUAAACUUUGAGUUUGCAAUAAAAUGAUUUCAAAUUCUCGCUUGCAAAUAACUUUGCUUUAUUUUUUUAUUUAAAAAAUUCAAUAUAAUAAAAAAGGGAAUCAAUAUUAAAGAUACACUGAAAUUAUAUGCUGUCUUGUAUGUCUUGUUUAGUUGUUUGAUAUACGGAAAAGCCGUCGGGUUUUAAAGCCAUUAUAAAAUCAAUAUUUAAAACAAACUUACCUUCGUUAACGUCGGCUCCCUUCUUUUAGCUGAUCCUUUGGCCCUUUCUUUCUUGAAAUUUACAAAAUCUUGCAGAAAUAUGAGCAAAAUGAAGAAUAUUUGCAAGAAAUUUGACAAAUUUAUCAAUCAUCAACUCAUCAAAUCAAGAAAUGUUUGCUAUUUCGCUGUCGUCAUGCAGUCGUUAUAAUGCAAACUUUAAAUUGGACCAAUCAGUGUCCGUUAUUCAUGACAGUCCGCCAUAUUUUUGAGAUCAGUGAGGAUGACCACCCAUCGUUGGUGACCGACGCCCGCGCUCAUUGAUGAACUUUAGACUUCGCUAAUGCUUUCGUUUCCCCGGGUGUAUAUAGCCGGGGGGAAUUAGUACCCUCGCACGGCGCUUCGCGCCGCCGGCUCGGGGAUAAGUUUUUUGUAUGUUUGCAUGGUGAUAAAAUAUAAUAGUUUUGUUUGUGGAAACACCACGUAAAUUGAUGAAGAUCCGGGCUUACGGAUGGUAAGCUUUGCAGUAAUAAAUUUACGUGGUGUUUCCACAAACAAAACUAUUAAUAUGAAACUAGUUUUUCAUACAUGUGGUCGCAUAUUCUAUGAUGCCGUAGAAUGUUGGUUGACGUCUAGUAAUUUCCACCCAGGGUAAAGGAAAAGGUAAAGGAAAGGGGAAAGGCAAGGCAAGAGAAAACGAUGAAGAAACUGGCAAGGAAAAUAAUACAUG
Molecule: messenger RNA, 9006 nt
Organism: Paramuricea clavata
Lineage: Eukaryota; Metazoa; Cnidaria; Anthozoa; Malacalcyonacea; Plexauridae
Source: the annotation of a GenBank genome assembly